Molecule: messenger RNA, 894 nt
Organism: Arachis ipaensis
Lineage: Eukaryota; Viridiplantae; Streptophyta; Magnoliopsida; Fabales; Fabaceae
Source: RefSeq, a predicted model, not a curated record
AUGCAUGAUGGGACACCUCUGAUUGAAUUUCAGAUUGGCCAAUCGUUCCAAAGUAAAGAGGAAGCCGUGUUGAGUGUAAAAGAUUAUAGUAUUCAGCGUGGAGUUGAGUACAAGGUAAUGGAGUCCGACAAUCUGAAAUACCAAGGGAGAUGCAAGGAGUUUGGUAACGAGUGCACGUGGUUGAUUCGGAUAGUCAUGCGGAAAAGGAAGAGCACAUGGGAAGUUAGGAGGUACAACGGUUCGCACACGUGUAUGGCCACAUCGAUAUCAAGCGACCACAAGCAACUUGAUUAUCAUGUCAUCUGUGCGAGAAUCUUUCCAUUGGUUAGAGCUGAUGCGUCGAUGUCGAUUAAGGUGUUGCAAGAGGCAACGGAGGUGACAUAUGGAUUCAGGCCUAGUUAUCGGAAGGUGUGGUUGGCGAAGCAGAAGGCAGUAGCGCAUAUAUAUGGCGAUUGGGAGGAGUCAUAUGCGGAUCUGCCUCGAUGGAUCCUUGGGGUCACAUCCACGAUGGAAGGUUCCGUUGCUCUGCUGAAGACCUCCCCGGUUAGAGUGGGUGACCAAGUUGAUGAAGAUAGAGUCUAUUUUCAUCGGAUGUUUUGGACAUUUCCUCCGUGUAUUGAGGCAUUUCGCCACUGUAAGCCGCUCGUAAGUAUCGACGGAACACACCUCUAUGGCAAGUAUGGCGGGACAUUAUUGUUGGCGAUCGCUCAGGAUGGUAACUCGAAUAUUUUUCCUGUUGUGUUUGCACUCGUGGAGGGGGAAAAUGCAGAGUCUUGGUCAUACUUUCUUUCGAAUCUUAGAAGACAUGUAACUCCACAGCAAGGUAUUCUCGUGAUCUCUGAUAGACACAACGGCAUCAAGGCUGCACUAGAGUCCCCCGAUAGUGGUUGGUAA